Marmota monax (woodchuck) is the source of this 309-nucleotide messenger RNA. RefSeq names its product keratin-associated protein 6-1-like. The transcript has a single exon. NCBI's taxonomy places the organism in Eukaryota, Metazoa, Chordata, Mammalia, Rodentia, Sciuridae. Gene Ontology annotation, biological process: keratinization. The record is from RefSeq and is a predicted model, not a curated record. Bases 1 to 309 code for a protein of 102 amino acids.
AUGUGUGGUAGCUACUGUGGAAACUACUAUGGCGGCUGUGGCUAUGGAAGCUGUGGCUAUGGAAGCUGUGGCGGUCUGGGCUACGGCUAUGGAGGCCUAGGUUAUGGCUAUGGAGGCCUGGGCUGUGGUUAUGGAGGCCUGGGCUAUGGCUAUGGCUGUGGCAUCCGCAGACUGGGCUGUGGCUAUGGCUGUGGCAUCCACAGACUGGGCUGUGGCUAUGGCUGUGGCUAUGGAUACGGCUCCCGCUCUCUCUGUGGCUGUGGUUAUGGAUGUGGCUCUGGCUGCGGCUCUGGCUUUGGAUACUACUAA